Molecule: messenger RNA, 1140 nt
Organism: Emiliania huxleyi CCMP1516
Lineage: Eukaryota; Haptophyta; Isochrysidales; Noelaerhabdaceae
Exons: 1
Coding region: 1-1140 (379 amino acids)
Source: RefSeq, a predicted model, not a curated record
AUGGGCGGCUCCCUCGGCAAGGCGGAGCUCGCGCUGCUCGACCAUGGCGUCAGGUGGUGGAGCGAUCAGGGUGGCGCUCCCGUCUCGUACACGACGCUCGACGUCCCGCUGCACGACGGCGACGGCUCUCACAUCCACACUGUCGAGUACUUUUCCAAGGGCGGCCAGAAGGGGGCGAAGCGAGCGCCGCUCGUGUGCCUGCACGGGUACGGCUUUGGCACGGGCCUGUACUUUAGCACGAUGCCGUCGAUCGUCGGGCGGUGGGGCGGCCGCGUGUUUGCGCUCGACUCGCUCGGCUGCGGCCUGUCUAGCCGGCCGCGCUGGAGGCUGGCGCAGGGCGAGUCGGCCGACGUCGCAGAGGUGGAGGAGUUCUUCGUCGGCGGGCUCGAGCGCUGGCGGAAGAGCAUGAAGAUUGACCGGAUGGUGCUGCUGGGACACUCGAUCGGCGGGUACCUCGCCGUCGCCUACGCGGAGCGGUACCCGCAGCACGUCGACCGGCUGAUCCUGGCCUCUCCCGUGGGCGUGCCGCACCCGCCCGCCGAGCUGGCGGCCGCGAUCGGCGACGCGCCCUUCCUGGUCCGCACGGUGCUCGGCAUGUGGAGGAGUGGGUGGAGCCCGAUGACGCUCGCCAAGCUCGGCCUCGGCAACAUGAUGAUGCGCGGCUACGUGAGCCGCCGCUUCGCCGACGUGGACUGGAUCCCAAAGGACCUGCUCCAGGCGUACCUCUACCAGAACUGGUCGGGCGGCCGCAACAGCGGCGGAGGCUACGCGCACAGCACGCUGCUCGUCCCGGGCGGUCUCGGCGAGCUGGCUUACGCGAGGCAGCCGCUCGUCGAUCGGAUCCCGCGCCUGCGCGUGGGCCGCAUCUCGGCCAUCUACGGAGAGUUCGACUGGAUGGACCACCGGAACAUGAAGGCGCUCAAGACGAGCCUGCUCAAGAGGAAGGCCGAGGCGGGCCUCGAGGCGCCGCUCAUUGAGGUGAUCCGCGUGGCGAGCGCGAGCCACCAAAUCCCGAUCGACAACCCGCUCGGCUUUGCGGAGGCCGUCCUCGACUCGUGCAACGACGCGGACGCCGCCCACGGCACGACGGUGGGAGGCUCGCGGGGCGCGAUCGGGCGGCUCGUGCCGGGGUAUCACUGA